Molecule: messenger RNA, 852 nt
Organism: Saprolegnia parasitica CBS 223.65
Lineage: Eukaryota; Oomycota; Saprolegniomycetes; Saprolegniales; Saprolegniaceae
Exons: 1
Coding region: 1-777 (258 amino acids)
Cellular component (GO): intracellular membrane-bounded organelle
Molecular function (GO): P-type calcium transporter activity
Source: RefSeq, a predicted model, not a curated record
AUGGACGACAACUUCAAGUCGAUUGUGAACGCGGUCAAGUGGGGCCGCAACGUGUACGACUCGGUCUCCAAGUUUCUCCAGUUUCAGCUGACCGUCACGCUGACCGCGAUUACGCUCUGUGUGCUCGGCGCCAUCUUUCUCGAAGAGACGCCGCUAAGCGCCGUCCAGCUGCUCUGGGUCAACCUCAUCAUGAACACGUUUGCAUCCCUUGCGCUCGCGACCGACACACCGUCGAACGCUGUCCUCGACCGCAAGCCAUACCCGCGCACCAAGCCGCUCAUCUCCAAGAAGAUGACCAAGCACAUCCUCGGGCACCUCGUGGUGCAGCUGGCGAUUUUGCUGACGUUGACGCUCGAGGGCGAAAAACUGCUGCAGAUCCCGUCUGGUCGCAAGUAUGAAACCGAGGACCCGAGCCAGCCCUCGGUGCACUACACGGUCGUCUUCAACACGUUUGUGUUUCUCCAGCUCUUCAACGAAAUCAACGCGCGCGUGAUCCACGACGAGAAGCGCGUCGUGCUCCGGGGCCUCUUGACCAACCGCUUGUAUGCGUCCAUCUCGGUCCUUCAAGUCGUGCUGCAAGUCAUUUUUGUCCAGUUUGGCGGCAACGCGUUCGACUGCGCGCCGCUGAGCGCGACGCAGUGGGCGGUCUGCAUUGGUCUCGGCGCGCUGAGCUUGCCCGUUGGCUGGAGCUUGCGCCGGAUCCACUCGCACCAUUUGCCCCAGUGGUUUGCACUCUUCCGCCGCGCCCACCCGCACUCGUACCUUCGGUUCCGCUAGGCUCCAUGCCACCCUCCCUUUCUGUUUUCAUGCUUGUUUCGACAAUAGUGUGUUAAAUAAAAAAUUUGCCACAAA